Serpula lacrymans var. lacrymans S7.9 is the source of this 345-nucleotide messenger RNA. RefSeq lists its product as uncharacterized. Bases 1 to 345 code for a protein of 114 amino acids. Lineage: Eukaryota; Fungi; Basidiomycota; Agaricomycetes; Boletales; Serpulaceae. The transcript has a single exon. The record is from RefSeq and is a predicted model, not a curated record.
AUGGCACAGCCAAGGUUGGUUGUGGGUGCAUUUGCGGUGUUUGCAGCAGUAUUGGCACCCCUUGUGAGUUCUUUAACUAGGCCGGUUAUCUUCUUCACUGCUUUUGAUCCUUCCUGCUGGGCUUUUGCUGUUGCUGUCAUUGGAUGCGAAUACUUUGAGAUGCUCACAACAGAGCCACCUUCUAAAGACCUGGACACACUGGCACUCUCCAUUGCACUAUGCUUUUGCUUGAAACUGCUUACACUCGUAAAAACAGACCCAGAGCCCUCAUCUGUGGCAAUAAACAAUGAUGGAAAUGUGCUGGGGUCCACAGCACUUCUGACUGAAGACAACAAGGGUUGGUGA